Messenger RNA from Raphanus sativus (radish), 1879 nucleotides. Its product is annotated as putative FBD-associated F-box protein At5g56560. NCBI's taxonomy places the organism in Eukaryota, Viridiplantae, Streptophyta, Magnoliopsida, Brassicales, Brassicaceae. The transcript has 4 exons. The record is from RefSeq and is a predicted model, not a curated record. The coding region runs from base 67 to 1689 and encodes 540 amino acids.
AGUAUAAUUAGAGACAGAAGUUAGGGUUUUCCAAACGGAGAGAGAAACUCCAUCAAACAAAAAAAGAUGGAGGAACCGAGCAUCUGUGAGUUGCCAGAUGAUUUGAUCUUGAAGAUAUUAUCGCUGCUUCCGCUUUAUAAAGAGAGCACCGCAACACAUCUCCUAACAAAAUUACGAAUGGAGGGUCCAUGGAAACUGGUGCCAGAUGUCAUGUUUGAUGAUGAUGAUGAUGAAUCAUAUGCGAGUUUUGUGACAUUUAUGAAUUUUGUUUACGGAUCGUUGUUGUUUAACAAUGAUCAAAUUCUAGAGAGGUUGCAUCUCAUACUUAACCAGGACUAUUCAGCUUCAGACAUCAAUAUUUGGGUUAAACUUGCGGUUAAGCGGUCAGUGAGAAAGCUGAGGAUCCAGACGUUUGGAAAAACCCUAGAACUGCCGAGAUGCUUGAGUACUUGCGUGACACUAAAGUCAUUGGUACUCCAUGAAGUAAGGAUCAAGAUUGUUCCUCCUUGCUUUCGUUUGCCGUCUCUUAAAAGUCUGCACCUUUUCUCGGUCCAGUUCUCAGGUGACGUGUCUCUUGCAAGUCUUUUGCAAUCGUGUCCGCAUCUUGAAUAUUUGGUUGUAUGGGAUGUGGUGGUAGAUACUUUUCCUCCUUGUUUUCUUUUUUCCUCUCUCAAAAGUUUGCACCUUCUUUCGACUUAUUUCUCGGAGGAGGACGGAUCUGUUGCAAGUCUUUUAAGAAUCUGUCCUGUUCUUGAAGAUUUGUUUGUGAAGCGAACCUGCCGAAUAUUCAAUAAUUAUGUGCCUCACACUUGCAGAACCCUAAAAACAUUGAUACUCCGUGACCUAAUCAUCGGUUCUGUUCCACCUUUGUUUUGCUUGCCAUCACUCAAAACUAUGCACCUUUUAUCUGUUACGUUCUCGGGUGGCGAAUCAGUUGCAACUCUUUUACAAAGGUGCCCGGUUCUUGAAGAUUUGGUUAUAAACAAAACCAUAGAUGACAAUGUGAUGAUAUUCGACAUCGACGCACCUUCUUUGAAGAGCUUAUCUAUCGAUAACUCGAAAGGGAAACGUGCCUGCGUUAAGGAGGAUCGUGGGUUUGUGAUAAAUGCUCCUUCUUUGGAGAAAAUAAACUUUAAAGAUACAUUCAGUAACUUUCUGGAGUUUGAACAUAUGACAGAGGUGACCGAGGCUAAUGUCCAGGUUAUUUGUAGCCAGUCUGAAAAGUUCAUAGGAUCUUUUACCUCAAUCCGUCAUCUAUCUCUAUGUUCUCUCUCUUCAGAGACUCCAUAUCCUAGGGGCACUACCUUCCCUUAUCUUGAACAUCUAGAGCUGUGUACAUGUUCUGCGGGAUGGGCCUAUCUACUUGUUUGUAUACUCAACGACUCUCCAAGACUCAAACAUCUCAAGCUUAAGUCGCAACAUGGUGCCCAUUACAAUGAUCCGAUGAUCCUCUGGAAGGAACCGAAAUCUGUUCCCGAAUGUUUAUCGACACAUCUAGAGAUCAUGGAGUGGAGACAAUAUGAAGGCACAGAGCAAGAGAGGAAUGUGGCUGCCUACAUGCUAGCAAACGCUACUAGUCUAAAGAUGGCGACAUUCUCAACGAGAUGUAGAAACAAACAUCAUCGCAUGCUCAAAAAGUUGAAGAAACUGCACAGAGUUUCACAGACAUGUCAGUUAUUGUUUGACUAAACUCUUGAUGUGAUCUAGUAUGUGUCUCAAGAAGACACAUGUGGGAUUCUUAUUAGAUUUCUUCUUCCCUUUUCUCUGACUUUACUUUUGUUCUUUAUAGGUUUUAUUUUCCGAAUCUCCAGAUCUUUAUAUUGUGGAAACAGAGCAUUUUCUGCUUACAUGUUAAUCUACAUAUAAGGAUACCCUCUCU